Messenger RNA from Aspergillus eucalypticola CBS 122712, 560 nucleotides. RefSeq lists its product as uncharacterized. NCBI's taxonomy places the organism in Eukaryota, Fungi, Ascomycota, Eurotiomycetes, Eurotiales, Aspergillaceae. The transcript has a single exon. Bases 77 to 502 code for a protein of 141 amino acids. The record is from RefSeq and is a predicted model, not a curated record.
AAGCUCGACAAAAAUAAAAUCCACUCAAUUCAACUCGAAAACCUCACCAAGCUCAAUUACUACCAUAACACUCAAUAUGUCUUCUGAUCCUCACCGCGGCGGACGUCUCGAGGACAUGGCUCCCGAGGGCACUCGCAUUCCCAAUGAUGCAGGCAUCAUGAACACAAUCCCCUCCGUUCCUCGCCCUGAUCAGCGCUCCGAAGAUUCUCAGUUCGAUAACUACGGUAUCGCUCACCCGACCUCCGCCUUUGCCGCCGACAACGCCACCGAUAUGCCUCGCAGCACUAGAGACAUGGCUCCCUCAGGCGAAGUCAUCACCGGAACCGGUGAUAGUUUCCCGGCUGAAGGCGAGUCCAAGAGGAACCUGAUCGGCACCAAUCACCCUGGUGCCAAGGGUGAGUCCAGAAACCUGAAGCACUCCAAUCUCAACCGCAGUGGUUAUGAGCGGUUCUCCGGGGAGGACGAAGAUGCUAUUGGCGAGCAUCAGAUCCGAAACGAGUAAAUGAAAUGCAUAUCUGGGAUAUGCUUGACAUGAACAUGAUGUAUUAUAGAUGAACGAA